Athene cunicularia (burrowing owl) is the source of this 4630-nucleotide messenger RNA. RefSeq names its product retinal degeneration 3, GUCY2D regulator (gene RD3). The transcript is spliced from 3 exons. Bases 152 to 745 code for a protein of 197 amino acids. The record is from RefSeq and is a predicted model, not a curated record. Lineage: Eukaryota; Metazoa; Chordata; Aves; Strigiformes; Strigidae.
UAAUCCAUACCCCAGUGCGGGUUUAAGGCAGCUAUGCCAGUGUAGAGGGCUUGACUUCAAGCCGCGUCCUCCUCCUGGCACCCCCUUGGCUCGCUCUGGGUCCGCCUGCCCGCGCCGGCAGCCGGGGCGCUGCUGCCGAAGACACAGCACUAUGUCACUGGCAUCCUGGUUCAGGUGGAAUGAGCCCCCAAAUCGCAUUUCCCAGAGGAACCCCACAGAAAUGGUGGUUGAGACGCUAAUGAUGGAGCUGAGCUGGCAGAUCAAGCAGGCAGAGAAACAGCAGCGAGAGCGGGACAAUGAGUAUCGCAAGAUCAAGACUGGGGUGGACUACGGCUGGCUGGUCAGCUAUCCAAAGCAGAGCUAUGAUAUCAGCCCAGGAGAACGGCUGCAGCUGGAGGAUAUGUGUACCAAAAUACAUCCUUCCUACUGUGGGCCUGCCAUACUCAGAUUCCGGCAACUUGUUGCUGAAUAUGAACCAGAAGUGCAGGAAGUAUCCCGGCUCUUCCGCUCUGUCCUGCAGGAAGCUGCUGAGAAGAUCAAAGAGGAGGAAGAGGCCAAGAAGCUUGCCAGGCAAUGGAACACAAAGAACAAAACCAGCCUCUCCUUAACAACAUUUAAAUCUCGGUCCAGGAUUUCCCCAUUCAUCAGUGACAUCAAGACCAUCUCUGAGGAUGUGGAACGGGGCACCCAGCCCACCAGGAGGGUUUGGAGCAUGCCAGAAUUUCGGAAUGCCAAGGAUUACUGACUCCAUACUUAAUAAGGUUUUUAGACCGUGAUCUUUCAAAAUCCCAGUUAACACUUUUUUAGCUCUACUGUUUCUUCUUUGUUCCAGCUCUCUCUUCCUGCCUGUCUCUCUCUUGAAAGCUGUGUCCAUAGUAACUGCUGCUGAUGCCCACGGUGUGCGACGCAAUUUAUUAUCAAACGUGCUAGCCUUUCCUUUAAUUUAGUAGCUAUUCAGUAACCUUAAGGGCAAGGCUCACUUACUAUCUCAUUUUUAUUACUGCUUUCAUGUGGAAAAUGAAUUAGUUUUGUGAUGUCUGUCUCUUCCCUUUUCCCCCCAGCCUGGAUGUAGUUAUCUAUAAAAGCUUUUGGCCUAAGCUAGUGAGAGCUGGCUGGACCAAUCUUGCUGAAAGCAAGACAGCCACUUAUGUGAGUAAUGCUUGCAGGAUCAGACCUGUGAGUUAAAGCUAGUAUCUGAUUUGGAACCAAACUUCCUUUUCCAACUAAUAACCUUCCUCAGUGCUACAAGAAACUUCACAGGUAACCUCAGCACAGGUCUUGAUCAGCAUUCUGCUGACAAUUCACAAUCCAACCUGAGUAGAAACAGACCCAAGUUUUUUGAGCUGAAAGACCAGUAUUAUUCCACAGCAACCAGUUUAUGCAUGCUCAUGUUUCUUGGGUGUUUUCUCUUUGGUGCAGGCAGAACCCCCUGAACCUUGCACCUGCAGAGCAGAUAGAAAUUAACAACCUGUCGUGUAGAUACACAAGCACAUACAUCAGUGCUGUGUCAAAUGCUGUUCUUGGUCCUCAGUGUUUUGUGGUGCUGAGGUAAGUGCCCCACUCCACAUCCCAGUAAGAAGUCAGAGGGCUGAAAUUAAUGUUUAUGGCUAAGUCUGAAAGAGUACUGUAGUAUCAAUGUACAGAGAAGGGUAAAGGGAAUCAGCAUUCAUAUACUGGGCCCUUUGUACAGCUGCAAUAGUGGAGAUCAUUUUAACAGGCUGCUGCUGUGAGUGACUGAAGGGCUCUGGUAGAUGAAGGUUUGUUCUCUCAGUCUUCUCCCAUUAGUGCUCAGACAAGAGCUUUCCGGUAUCACAGGCUGUUGAGCGGUGAGUUGAUACUGUUACAAAAGAAUCUUCAGUGCAGACUGAGUAGCUUGUAGGCCAGUAUGGUUCUACUGAGACCUUGAAGAAACAGGAAAGUGCUGCUGAGGAAAAGCUACUAGGGCCCUAACUUAGCAUCUGCAGGGAAAGCUCUCACCAGCAUAGAAAGAGAAUGGCAUGAUGUGAAAGUCAUGGGUCCCACAGAGAAGCCAAGGGCUAGGAUGUUUUGUGGUGACCAACAGGAGAUGGGGAAGGAAGUGAGGGAUUUCCCUGUAUCACUGGAUUUUGGGGAAUCAUCCCAGUGGGGUACAGCUUCCUGGAAGACCCUGUAGCUUUGUUGUUCUUUUGUCCAUUUCCAACUCUUUUCCCUGGAGAUCUUUGCAGCAGCAUGUGGGUACUACAGCCAAGAUAAAACCCUUUGAAGCUGUGCCAACUCUGGGAAGAAUUCCAGUACAUGAAAUUUAUCCUAGAGUAGAAAUAUGCAGUUUCUUCCAGAGAUGGGGGAGGGCAGCAUAAAACAAAGAUCAAGAUCAAACCCUUAAGAGAUUUCUAAGACUCUGGGAUUCUGGCUCUUCCUCUCUCCCCUCUGGGCUAUCUAAGAUUGAAGACAAGGCUUUCUUACUAGCACCAGGCUGUAGUUUCUAGUCUCUUGGUAAACACUGCUGCCAGCAACUCACCUAGGGACAGAAAGCAGAAGCUCAUUUUUAAUCAAAAACUCAGGGCUUCCAAAUACAGCAUCCACUUUGGGACAGACUAUUUCAACUCUAGGUCAGUGAGGGAGAGUUUAAAGCCUUCUGACAAUCAGCUUGGUGUUUUUCAGCUGUAUGUCCUUGUGAAGUACUGUGAUUGUGUAUAUGAAGUAAAAAUAAAAGCUUGGCAUACUUAGCAUAGCCUUAGCUGUCUAGAAGAUGUGGGAUCUCUAGCAAGUGAUCACCACAAUUUGCAGAAAAAGUAUCCUGUUUGGAAAAAAAAAAAAGUUAACCUUUUUUUUUAAUAGAUAUUAUGGUACUGAAGGCUGAGCAGAGUUCAUGAAUUUAAUGCUACAGCUCUGUAGUACUUUUAUUUGCACUCAUGUUCUAUUUGACACCUUCAGUAUUGACUGUAUUGAUGCAAUAUCUGAUGGACUGCUGGGAGAGACGGGACAUUCUGACACACUGACAUAAAGCUCUUUGUUACAGUACAGUGUCUGUAAUGUGUUCAGUCUUUCUUAAGGAGAACCAGGAGUAAGUAACUUUCCCACACCAAUGUACAAAGCCAAGGAAAUCACCUGCAGGGUGUUCACAGCAGCCUGGGAUCAUACUGUGUUCUUCAUGAGCAACCUCCAGCUAGCAGAUACCAUUCUCGUUCAACAGCCAACAAAGGGAGAUAAAGCUGACCUUUGGUCAAAGCCAUGUACGCUAUGGAGGCCAGGCUGUGGCACUGCCUGCAACAGCUGUUUUGCCUCAACUUACCUAUCAUUUCUAUUUCCACAACAAAAUGUAAUCCAAACUUUUAAACAGUAUCAUUCUCCCUGUACUACUUCUGCAAGUUACACUGGGCUCACAGUAGUAUUUGACAAUAAAGGGAUAUUCAGACACCGGGCUAUGAGGUUUCUAUUCUUACUAAAUGCUGUCUAAUACUCUUAAAGGUAUAGAAGUAGUACCGUGUUUGCCUGGAGCCAGCUGGUUGGAGACUGACCUUCUGUGUGUGCACCAGCAGGUACAGAAGCAGAGCUGGGGAGGUGGUUAGGAUGCACGAACUGCUGCACUGUGCUUGUGGUGCUCAUUUUUCUUAGGAAUGCUGUAGACUGAACCAUAAAUAAUCCUUUGGUCACAGCAUGAGGGAACAACUAUCCACUCACGUUUGCCUUGUCCUAAUUCCACAUUUUCUGUAGCUAAAUUAGCAUUUUAGAUCGAAUGAGGUGCAUGCAACUCCUGAUUGUCCCCACUUACUGUGCCAUGUCCCCAUAGCACUGCGCAGGCACACUAGACUGCUUUUGGAUUAAGCUAACCCAAAUGAUCAUUACUGCUGGCUCAUGGACCAUACGCUGGACUAACACUGUCUGAAGUAAACCCUCAUGAAACUUGCAUAGUGUGAACGUCAGGUCCUCACCAACAACUGACUCUAGAUCUCUGCUCUUCCUGGGCUGUGCUAGUGUAGAAAAAAAAAAAAACCACAACCAAACAAAACAACAAACUCCACAAAACAUUUCUACACAGCUGUGAUGAGACUCUCUGAUCUGUUUUCAGCUUCUCCUGAGACCUAAGUCCAGUGUCUUAAUUCUCUAAGAAGAAUAAAAAGUGAAAUAGCAACACAACAUCAUUACCAAACAAACAAGUAAACUGAGCAAGAAUCAUUCUAAAUCCUCAAUCAUUCUCUCAGAACUCAGCAAGGAUUUUGGUAUCAGCUCAGAGCGUUGCUCUUGCCCUGUUGCUGGUAGUGUUAUGCUGUCCAAAGGACAUUGUUACACCAAGGAAAAAGCAGUCCUAGACUCACUAUACACUCUAAUAAGUAAUGGCAAGACCUCUAUAGUAGCUCAGCUGCACCACUCAAGCUUCAAGGAGCUAACACUCCUCAGUCACUGCUUACACCUGAGGGAGACUGUACAGCCCUGCUUCUACGGCAUCUGUAGUCGAGCCUGGCCCCCAGGCUGUGGUAGCCGGCAGAGGUGUGCAGGUGAGGCUCCUCACCCCUAUCAGCAUAUAGUUCAGACAGCUAUCAUGCCGUGGGGAACUGGAGUAAGCUUCGCAGGAAAUACCUGUCUGCUGAGAUUGCCCUGUUUAUACAUUUCAUCACUGAACCUCAGAAAAUUAAAGCAAAGCUGUGAAAUA